AUCCUCUCGGCUGAUUUCCACAUGUUCUCCAUAAUUGUGUUUUCCCAUUUUUUAACUAGAUCAAUGUCGAUAAGAAAUGGAAGUGGUUGUGCUGCAAUACCUAACGAAUCCACCUAAAUACCACGAAGGUGUCUGAUUAUUUUUCAACACUCAUUUACCCGGGGCAAAGUAUCAAUCGACUGUUAACCUCAAAAAUCGUUUUUAGCCAGCAAAAUCAUUGAACCAUGCAAAAAAACGAGCCUGAAGACGACGUGGAUUGUGAAGACUAGAAAUAUCAAAAAAAAUUUUGUGUCCACACUUUCCCCUGUCUUAAAUUCUGCUAAAUGAUCUUCAAUAAAACUUAAAUAUCUCUGAAGACUCAGGGAUUUUCAAUAAAUUAAUGAAAAUUUCAAUGAUUGAAGUUUAUGGAAAAUUCCAGAAGUGUCGGUUCCAUUGAGCAACGAUUUUUUAUCACAGCAAAUUACAAAUCAACCGCAGCGUUACAACAUCCUGGACAAUCCGAAAUGUUUAAAGGAGGCCAUGCAUGUAUCAGGUCGUUCAGUGUGCAAUUGUCAUGCUAUCUGGUUGAUUGAGCACUUGCUGAGGAAACCAGUCUAUAUAAAAGAAUGAUUCCCCACAAUUUGGCAAUAACCUCAAAAGGAUUCGAGGCACCAAGAUGUGGCUCCUGCAGUUCAGUAAUCCCACGAUCAUCACUUUGCUGAUAUGCAUUGGACUCGGUGUGACCCUCCAGGAGGAAUGGAACACGAGUCUUGAUGGUGCUGAUGACAGCGGAGCUGAUUUCUUCGAUUUUCCGCUGUCAAAACUCCUGAAGCAGAUGAAGCAGAUUGAAGGGGACAGGGAGGAGCAGGAGGAGGUGGAGGAGAUUCCCGAGACCAUCCGGAAGGUCCCCAAGCCCUUGCCCAUCGAGCCAGAAGCCGAAAUGCUGCCUGCUCACUACACCGGCGUCAAAUCCCCCGGUGUCGAUCACAUGGAGCUGGUGAUAACGGACGCCAAGAUGGAGAACUCCGAUGGUGACGUCUACAUGGUCGCUGUGAAGAAUAAGAAGAAUCCUCUGGUGAAGAAAGGAGCCGACGUGAUACGCAAAAAGCAUUUCAAGAUAAUUAAGAAAAAAAAAUCAGGGAAUAAUCCGGAGGGCGAGGAGGGGUCGAAGCAGCGGAGGAAUAUGAAGACCGUACGAAAUUAUGUUUACGAAGGGAUUUUCCAGAAGGAAGGUAGCUCUGAAGAAGACGAUCAGAGAUCGGAUGAAAAAAGAAGUCCAAACGAUAAACUGUAAUCGAUAUUUUUUGGAAUUUAAUGGAGUUGAAAAAUGGUUUCCUGGAUUUUUAAUGGAAAUAAAAACGUUGACGUUUAUCAUGUUUGUAAUUAUUUUAUUGUUAUUGCUGUACAUUUUGCUGGAAUGUCAUAU
Diachasmimorpha longicaudata is the source of this 1405-nucleotide messenger RNA. RefSeq lists its product as uncharacterized. NCBI's taxonomy places the organism in Eukaryota, Metazoa, Arthropoda, Insecta, Hymenoptera, Braconidae. The transcript is spliced from 2 exons. Bases 656 to 1273 code for a protein of 205 amino acids. The record is from RefSeq and is a predicted model, not a curated record.